Trichoderma gamsii is the source of this 870-nucleotide messenger RNA. RefSeq lists its product as hypothetical. NCBI's taxonomy places the organism in Eukaryota, Fungi, Ascomycota, Sordariomycetes, Hypocreales, Hypocreaceae. Bases 1 to 870 code for a protein of 289 amino acids. The record is from RefSeq and is a predicted model, not a curated record. The transcript is spliced from 2 exons. Gene Ontology annotation, cellular component: plasma membrane; endoplasmic reticulum.
AUGGCUCUAUUCGUUCGUGCCAAUGACGCUUUACAUGUCAAUCCCCCUUAUGGGCCGGAUGAGACGCUGUCUCUGGCAGGAUCCGAUUGGCUUUGGGCAGUCAUGGCAGUUCACUUGCUCGCAUUCCUUGUACUCCUAGUCUUCUGUUUCACCACCCCAGAGAGUGAUAGGGUGUUCCAUUACCUCUUCACCAUCACUCUCCUUGUCGGCACUGUAACAUACUACGCGGAAGCUUCUGAUCUAGGCUGGGACUCAGUCAAGCAGGCCGAUCAGCUCGGCAACGGCUCUUCUCGCCAGAUAUUUUACGUCAAGUAUAUCAACUGGGCUGUCGCCUUCCCAUCUGUCAGCCUUGCGCUGGGCCUCCUAUCCAACCUCUCCUGGACCACCAUCGUUACAAACAUAGCUACGUCUUUGCUCUGGGUGGUGACUUACCUCGCCGCCGCCUACACUACAACAAGCUAUAAAUGGGGCUUCUUCGCCUUUGGGACUCUGUGCUGGAUCAUCCUCGCCAUGAGCACGCUGAAUGAGAGCCGCGAAGCAGCGUCACGAAUUGGCAUUUCUCGGGACUACAUGAUGCUCUCUGCGCUGGCAAAUUUGUCCUGGGCGCUGUACCCUGUUGCUUUCGGGCUUAGCGAUGGCGGCAAUGUCAUGGGGGUUACCGGCAGCUUCAUCUUCUUUGGCAUUCUCGAUAUCCUAGCAGGGCCGGUGCUUGCAUUGCUGUUCAUGAUGCUAGCUCGCAAGUGGGAUUUUCGCCGUUUGCAUCUGGCUUUCAGCGAGCACCGCUACGCCCCGGAAGAUGAUGGCACUGGCUUGCCGAAAGGAAGCGAGACUGCAAGUCCCGCCGGCAAUGGUUCCACUGUCAAGGUUUAG